Messenger RNA from Mobula hypostoma (lesser devil ray), 2100 nucleotides. RefSeq names its product claudin-1-like. Gene Ontology annotation, biological process: cell adhesion; bicellular tight junction assembly. Gene Ontology annotation, cellular component: plasma membrane; bicellular tight junction. NCBI's taxonomy places the organism in Eukaryota, Metazoa, Chordata, Chondrichthyes, Myliobatiformes, Myliobatidae. The transcript has 4 exons. Gene Ontology annotation, molecular function: structural molecule activity. Bases 56 to 682 code for a protein of 208 amino acids. The record is from RefSeq and is a predicted model, not a curated record.
GGCUCCUCUGCUCGCUCGCCUCAUUCCCGCUCCUCACCACAAACUCAGUUGCGUUAUGGCGAACACGGGCUUCCAGCUGUUGGGCUUCGCCCUGGCCUUCAUUGGCUGGGUGGCGGUGAUCACUAGCACGGCGCUACCUCAAUGGAGGACUUCAUCCUACGCCGGCGACAACAUCGUCACGGCCCAGGCGAUCUACGAAGGGCUUUGGAUGUCGUGCGUGUCCCAGAGCACCGGCCAGGUCCAGUGCAAGGUCUACGAUUCCAUGCUGGUGCUGAACCGAACCCUGCAGGCCACCCGGGCCCUCAUGGUGAUCAGUAUCCUGCUGGGAGCCGUGGCGAUCCUUGCCUCGUGUGUGGGAAUGCAAUGCACGACCUGCCUUGCGGGUGACGAAGGAAAGAAGACGAAGGUGGCAGGCACUGGCGGUAUCCUCUUCAUCCUCUCAGGUCUCCUCGCGCUCAUUGCCACAGCAUGGUACGGAAACAACGUUGUGCGGGAUUUCUAUACCCACGCCACCCCGGUAAACACUCGGUUUGAGCUUGGCCAGGCCCUCUUCAUUGGCUGGGCAGCGGCUGCUCUCUCCAUUUUGGGAGGAGCUUUCCUCACCUGCUCCUGUGUCAAAGGCAGGUCCUCAGGACGUUCAUACCCGCGAUCAACUCCCUCUGCCCCAAAGAACUACGUGUAAGCUUGGCCCCGGCGGGGGCUGACGUGUUCCCCCUCAGACUGGGCACACCCUGCAUGUCUCUGAGCUUUGCCAAAUGUUACCCCUGAUGAUGGUUCCCACGGAGACAGCUGGGGACUGAAAGGGUUGCAGGGUAUUAGUGUGGGGGCCUUUGCGGCUUGCUGGAACCCAUUUCUAAUCUCAGAGCAUCAGCAGUGAUGUAUCCACAGCAAAUGUGACUCUGUCUGCUUGGGCCCCACCUGUGUCCAUUUUAACCCACAAUAUCUGACCAUCACACACUGUCCUGUCAUUUCAUUUCAAGUAAUCUUGAGUAAUUCCCAUUUCAUUAUUUAGAAUGUAGAUAUUAAGGCUUUCCUGCAACAUGUAGUAUCUGAAGCAGCUUUCUUUCAAGGGGAGAUUGGAUGUGUCAUAGCCUGCUUCUGAGGUCACUGGGUGGAGGGUGAUCUCUCUAAUGUCACACUCGGGGACCCCAGGAGACUAACACCCAGAGGAGACUUUCACCCAGACUCCAGUUCACCUUCAUAUCAUCUACAUUGCCCUUUGUGUCGACCUGAACAGAAGUCCGACCAGAGGGUGGAGCAGAGGUCCCCAUUCCAUAGUUGUCUUGUUGAUGAUCAGUUACGGUUCUUCAACGUGUCCAGGUCACACCUCCCCAGAGCUGCUGCCUGACCUGCUGAGUCCAUUUAGCACUCUGCGUAGUUUGUUCUGGAUCGCCAGCACCUGCAGACACCUUGUCCGCUCAUCCUUCCCCACUGACCUCCCUCCUGGCACUUGUCCUGCUUGCAGUGGUGGGUGUUACUCCAGCCCGCACACCCCUCCCUCACGACCACUCAAAGCUCCAAACAAUCCUUCCAGGUGAGGCGACACCUCACUGCAAGUCUGUUGACGGUUGUCUUCUGUUUCUGAUGUUUGUGAGACCCGAUGCAGAUUGGGAGAUUGCUUUGUCUAGCAAUUUGCUCUGUCUGCCACAGAAGACAGGAUUUCCCAGUGGCCAUCCAUUUCAAUUCUACUUCCCCUUCCCAUUCCGGCAUAUUGGUCCUGGCCUCCUCUACUGCCGCAAUAAGACCACACACAGGUUGGAGGAACAACACCUGAUAUUCCAUUUGGGUAGCCAGCCUGAUGGCAUGAACAUCAAUUUUUCCAUCUUCCAGAAAUUUCUCCCUUCUCUCUUUUUCCAUUCCCUAUUCUGGCUCCUCUCUCACCUGUUCUCUUUUGCUCACCUCCCCCUGGCGUCCCUCCUCCUUCCCUUUCUCCCCUGGUCCACUCUCCUCUCCUUCAACGUCCCACCUUCGCACUCUGUCACCCUCACCCACCUUCCCACCUCCCCCCUCACUUGGGUUCACCUCUCACAUGCCAGCUUGUCCUCAUUCCCGUCUCCCCACUUUCUUAUUCCGGUCCUGAUGAAGGAUCUCGGCCCAAAA